AGCCUGGAGAAACAAAACAACAUGGCUUCUGAAGUGAAAGGUUUCAGUCAAUUCCUUCCGUAAAACUUCCUUUUUUUUAUCUCAGAUACCAUCACUUGACUUGGCGACUAGAAUGUUUGUAACGUCUUCUCAGAAAUAUAUCAUGAGUGGCCAGCAGCAGCAGAAUACAGAGAUUGAGAGACAGAAUCUACUUGAUAGAUUACUUGAUGCCGUGAAACAGUGCCAAGUUAGAUUUGGUGGAAAAACAGAACUUGCCACAGAUGGAGACAGCAGGGUCAUUUGCUUGUUAACACAGUUGGAAGCAGUUUUCCAACAUGGCUUUAAAAAAUCCAGAGUUAGUGCAUUUAGGCAAGUUGGUCAAGCAGCAGGAAUAGUAAAAUUAGACCCAGAUUCAGCCUUUUGGAGCUUUGUGAAAGCUCACUUGGGAAAACUUGACCUGGACAGAUUUCUUGAGCUUCAGAAAGCAACAACAGAUGCAGGACGAGGUCGUGCUUGGUUAAGGUCCUCACUGAAUGAACACUCACUGGAACGAUAUUUUCACAACAUGCUGCUUGAUCAAACCCUCUUAAGUCAGUUUUAUGAGAAGGAAGCUUUCCUCAUGGAUCAAGAACGUGCCAGUAUGCUGCCCAUGAUUGCUGCAGGUUUGAGCUCCAUUCUGUUUGCCCUCACUGUUGAUGGGGAAGAACUAAACAUUGUACGACAGGCCCCAGCAUUAACAAUCAACAAAGAUGUCUUCAGUAAUAUAUUACCAUCUUUCCCACAAAAGCCUGUUGUGGAACCUCUCCCAGUGUAUUCUGCUGAACUCACAGAUGGAUCCAAAACAGAAAAGAAGAAAAAGAAGAAGAAGAAGAAACGAAAUGCUGCUAUUGUUGCUAUCGAAGAUGAUGACAAUUUAUCACUGAACAGUGCAACUGAUGUGAAAGACUUACCACUUAAUGACUCAACAAUGAAGCGGGAAACGCCUGCUUCAAAUUCUGCCUUGAAGACGUCAAGUUUGGGCCAUAACCGUGCGUCCUCCUUCCCAGGUAACAUUACUCUUGUGACUGAAGGCUCCGCUGAGGAGAAAUCACAUGUGAAUGGACAAGAAAUUGUGUUCACCGCAAUAACGAAAUCCAUCUCUUUACCUGAUAACUCUAUACCUGUUGAAAACGUCGUCGAGAUUUCUCCGCCAGGAAGUAAAAACAGCAGCUUAGAUCUGGAAGAAGUUCUGGGCAAGGUGACAUCGGAACCUGAGUAUGUUACAGAUCGGGAAAGUGAACAAGAGUCCACUACAGGGGAGGGCAAGGGAAAUUUCGUCUUGGAUUUUUCGCGUACACAACCUAGGGUGGAGGGAAAAACAAACUUGCAGGAGGUAAAAAAUGAAACGGAACGUUAUGGCGAAAAACCGAUGCCCACAGAAAUACCAACUGUCUUUGAGGAUAGUGGUGAACCUGUGCUUCUGCCUCAAGAGAAUUCCAAACUUAGUGAAAACGAUUUUUUUCAAAGCCAGAAUACUUUCGACAGUAAACGUUUCAGUGGUGGUUCUUCGACUGUGAAAGCAGGUUAUUAUUCGAAAGAAAAAGACGAUUUGAGUCAAGGACCUCAGAGUGUGGGUUCAUUUCGUGUUUAUGGUUUAACAGAGGACGACGGUGCAACUGACGUAAACUUUUCAAUGGCACAGUUUCAAGUUCCUAAUGUAGUUGAAAUAAAGAACACUGAAGAAGAAGCCGUUACCAAUGAACCAGUUGUAAAUGGGCCACAGGGCUCUAUCGAUGUGAACUUGAUUGAGAGAGGGGACACGAAAAAUGAGCCCAUUGUUACACAUGAACACCUAGAUUUGAGAAAUAGCCCAGGUGAGAAAUUAUUAAAACAAGGAAGAACGAAUGAUCAAGAAAAUUUGGAUAAUGAAGAGUUUAGAAAUGAUUCGAACGAUUAUAACGAAGAGACAACUGGUGCUGAAUUGCAGCCUGGUACAUUUGAACCCGUGGUGUUGUUGGACAGCGGGGAAUCCCUAGUGCCUCUGACCGAGCGCGACCGUGAUAUAAUGAAAAAUGGGAUGUUUCCCAAUACUUCAAUGGAAAACGACCGCGAUUCGGUCUCGUUGUCAAGCUGGUCCAACUUGGAGGAUGGUGAAGAAUUCCCUGAACUAAAGGAUGAUUCCCCUCACAAUAACCACGGACGAGCGCGUGCUAUGACGUCACCGGAUGUUUCUGCAGCUGCUGCUGCCCUUGCGGCUUGUACUAACGCUCAGAAAGGGAUGGACAUCAUGUCUCGGGGCCUUGUAUCUAUGGAAAAUCAAGCCGGGAACAGAGACUUUUCUAGCAGACAAGAUGGAAUGAGCAAAGGUGAACUUAAGCAAGCGAUUGUGUCCAUGAUGUUAAGAAAAGAUGAAAUGGAAGAAAAUAAUAGGACCCUUCAGAAUAAACUUGCGGAAGAGCGCCAGAAAUCGCUUCAACUGCAUACAGAGACUGAGGACCUUAAGGGGGAAAUUAAAAAACAAGAGAACUUGAACGCAGCCAAGAUACAGUCUUUAUCCAGAGAAAACGAGUUGCUAAAGCACCAGUUGAAGAAAUACGUUGGGGCUGUACAAGCGCUGAGAAGCGAUCUGCGCAACAAGUCAUCUGAAACAACCGAAGCGUUAUCCGGAAUUAGACAAGAUGAUGUCUUACCUCCUUUGCCACCGGAAAGAUUCACAGAACUUUCUCAACAAAGCGAAGAGGCUGAGGAAUAUAAAAGGAAACUUAUUCAGGUCGCUGAUUUACAUGGAGAACUGCUAGAAUUUAAUGAGCGACUUCAUAAACAAGUCAGCUGUUACCAGUAUCAAGUCAGGAGAUUACGAGAAGAGCUUGUUAACCUCAGAGGACCGCUUCCUGAAGACCUGGAAACUCCUGACGACUCAUCAAGCCUGUCGGAGUUCGACCCUACCGUGAUAUCAGUCGGUACCAGACCGCUAGUGAAUGUGUGGAUACCGUCGGUGUUUUUGAGGGGGCGGUCAUCGAAUGUCCACCACGUGUACCAGGUGUACGUGCGGAUAAAAGAUGACGAAUGGAACGUCUAUCGAAGAUAUUCGCAAUUCUUUGAAAUGCAUAAAACGCUGCGUCGGAAUUUUUCUGUAGUUGAUAGUUUCAAAUUUCCACCUAAGAAGACGAUAGGAAACAAGGAUGCUCGGUUUGUGGAGGAUCGUAGAAGAAUGUUACAGGAUUACGUCAGAAGAGUCGUGAAUUUACACGUAACAACAAACCAGGAACUACGAAGCGACACCACGAAGACCACCCUGCUACAAAUUCUCCCUUUCUUUGCAGACCCUUUCCGACCAGAGAAGACUAAGAAAGAGACAACAUCAAGGAGAAAACGUUCACUAAAUUACAAUGGCUUGUGAUCACAAUUCCACUCAUCAUGGAGUUACAACACUGAUCAGCGGCUUAUUUCUCCUAACAGUUCCAAAACAAAGUCACGGACAUAGUUAGGAGAUUUCAGGACAUGAUCAUCAAAUAAAUCUUCAAGUCUAUAAGUAACAUUUUCUUUCCUUUCUACACGAGAACCGAUUGAUUUGCUUUGAGAAGCACAUUUCAAAGUUCUAUGCACACGCAGAGAAAAAAAUGUAUCGUGAGCCUUUCUCUGGGCAACAUUAUAUUUGCGAAAAGCGCGACGUUUUCACAAAGAAAUAAGAUACAACUUAAGUUCGCUUUAAUCUUCUCACACGUUUUUCUUCGAAUCAGGAAUUGAGAAUGAUGAAUGUAAAUGGGGCCUUCGGCGACUUUUAGUUUGACAUUGAAUUCAACAUUUUAUAGCUGCAUAUAAGUGUUUAGAGAUAUUAAUGGUUCUUUUUACUCGCCUUUUGAGAGGCAAAAUAUAGAUAGGGUUGUCUUUGAUUCUGUUGGUGUCUGGGAUUAAUUUUGAUUCAUUCCAGUCUUAAUUUCCAAUCUUUCCACUUGAUCAUUUUUUUUAUGUCCCACUGAAUGAUACUUGAAUUACUAGCACCUCGCUAUUGAGGCAAAUUAUGAAACUAUGUCGAGCUAUAUUUUACCAAAAAAAAAGCGACACUUCUAGGUGAUAGUUAUGUUUUCUAAGGAGAGAAUUUGGCUCACUUGAAUUUUUUUUUACGUUAUGUUUUUAUCUUUAAUUUAUUCAACAAAAAGAGAAGCUGUGGACGUGUCAAGGCUUUUUAUAAUUUCUAAAUAUGUUAUAAAGACUACGAUAAUAUAGCUGUCAGAAUCAGUGACACAGUAAAUAAAUUUUCAUAUUUCC
Messenger RNA from Stylophora pistillata, 4227 nucleotides. RefSeq names its product sorting nexin-29. NCBI's taxonomy places the organism in Eukaryota, Metazoa, Cnidaria, Anthozoa, Scleractinia, Pocilloporidae. The record is from RefSeq and is a predicted model, not a curated record. Gene Ontology annotation, molecular function: phosphatidylinositol binding.